GUUUUAGUUUAGUUUAGUCUGUUUAAUGUGGUAGCCACUGACGGGCACGGCAGCGCCAGCGUGUUUAAGGUUUAUGUCGAUCCAUGUGCGUCGCUCUGUCUUGGCCUCGGUCUGUCGUUUGAUAUAUUUUUGAGAACAACUUUCACUUUCUAGAACUUUAUGGCACCUAUAACUUGAUAAAAUUAAAAUUAUAACCAAAGCUAUACCUAUACAUAUACCAAUACUAUAAUUAACUUUAGAUUUUUUUAACUUAAAUUAAAAUCAUAUUUUGAUAAAACAAAAAAGAAAAUAUGGUUGAAGAUCUAAAACGAGAUAUUUUCUGUUCUGAUUUCGGCAAAACAUUUGAUCGAUGCAACGUCCAGCAAACUCAAACUCAAACUAAAACUAAAACGGAAACAAUGGCCUACAAUAUCGAUUGGGUAUUCCCACGCUUAAUGCAUCCGUCGAAUUUAUGGUAUUUUGCGAGUACGAUUGCCAUAGCUGCCGUUGGAUUAUUUAGUAAAAUACUUUUAGUUUUCUGUAAUAAGACAAAAGUUUACAACCAAGAAAGACUGAUUGAUGCGGUGUCGAAAAGACCGCCAGGUAUACCAUUACUAACAGUAUCAAAUCAUCAUUCAUGUUUUGAUGAUCCCGGACUAUGGGGAGUUCUUCCACUCAAACAUUGUUGUUCUAGAGCCAAAGCACGCUGGUCUCUAGCUGCUCAUGAUAUCUGUUUUACGAAUAAAUAUCAUUCGUUGUUUUUUAUGUCUGGAAAAUGUAUUCCAGUUGUACGAGGAGCUGGUGUCUAUCAAAGUGCUGUGGACGUUUGCAUACAAAAGCUCUCAAUAGGCGAUUGGGUGCAUCUGUUUCCUGAAGGCAAAGUGAACAUGACGAGAGAGUUUAUGCGACUGAAAUGGGGUGUUGGUCGAAUGGUCUACGAAUCACCGAAAAUACCAAUUGUUCUUCCAGUGUGGCACGAAGGCAUGCAUGAAGUUCUUCCAAACAUAGAACCCUAUAUCCCAAAAUGGGGCAAAAAAGUGACCAUGAAUGUGGGUAGACCGAUCGAUUUGGAAGACUUUAUUCUGGACAUGAAGAGAAGAAAUGUUCCCGAACCAGAUGCUAGAAAAUUAAUUACUGAUAGGAUACAAGAUGAAUUACAGGCAUUACGAGUAGAGACCGAAGAACUACAUAGGAUAUAGUCCAGCUCUAGAGGUCUAUUUAAAUUAUAUCUAGCCUUAGGAUUGUUAAAAUAGUGAACGACAACUAAAGAUUUUGCUCACCACGAAUAGUGUUAUUUGCAACACACUACAAAGUCACAGGCGUUUUAGAAACCGAACACAGAGACACACAUAAUCAGUUUUCUUUUUAUUUUUUUUAAUAUUAAUGUGUUUUUCUUUUUACAAAACAACCACCUGAUAAAUUGUUUUCAAUUUAUGUUCAACUAAAACGAAUAUAUAUAUUUCUUCCGUUUUAAUUUUUAAUAUCAAGACAUUUAUAUCUAAAUGUAACAAUCAAGCUCACAAAAAUAAGAAUAUCCUACCAUUUCAAGGUAACUGGCGAUGUUUUUCUAAUUAAUAUUUAAUGAUAAUGAGAAAAGUAAACAACUAUUGUAAGAGACCAUACACUCCUCACCUCUUUUGGCUUUGAUAUUAUUUUCUAUGCAUUUUUGUUAACAAAUCUAUAUUUCGCUUAACAUCCGUGACAACAUAAAUUAAGAAAAAAACUAAAAAUACAAAAAAAAAAGUAUUACUAUCUCUUUGAGCUUGGAACUAGAUCUUAAGUCAAUAAGAAAAACAAAACAAAAGUGAAACUCAGCUUUGAGAUUGUUAGAACAAUUUAUUAAGAACUCAUAUUGUAGCAUAAAAUGCAUUCGAAGAAGUGGAUCAGAAUGUUUCAAAUGAUUUUAUUUUACCAAAAUUGAUCUUUAAAAAGAAGAAGAAACAAAAACAAAAAGCAUUGUGAUGUAAGACUUAGUGAGUUUUUUCCUAAUAAAAAAAUAUCUAUAAGAUGCAACUGUU
Eupeodes corollae is the source of this 1997-nucleotide messenger RNA. RefSeq names its product tafazzin (gene Taz). Gene Ontology annotation, biological process: cardiolipin acyl-chain remodeling; inner mitochondrial membrane organization. NCBI's taxonomy places the organism in Eukaryota, Metazoa, Arthropoda, Insecta, Diptera, Syrphidae. The record is from RefSeq and is a predicted model, not a curated record. The coding region runs from base 291 to 1178 and encodes 295 amino acids. The transcript is spliced from 7 exons. Gene Ontology annotation, molecular function: 1-acylglycerophosphocholine O-acyltransferase activity. Gene Ontology annotation, cellular component: mitochondrial membrane.